AAGGGGAGUUAGGGUUUCUCCUAUUGCUCGAGAGAAGUUAGUAGCAGCCGCUUCUCCACUUUCAGAGCCAGCGAUCCUCUUCUAUCCACAACCAUGACUAAGAGAACGAAGAAGGCUGGAAUCGUCGGGAAGUACGGUACCCGCUAUGGUGCCAGUCUGCGUAAGCAGAUUAAGAAGAUGGAAGUCAGUCAGCACAGCAAGUACUUCUGUGAAUUUUGCGGAAAGUAUGCUGUGAAGAGGAAGGCUGUUGGCAUUUGGGGAUGCAAGGACUGUGGCAAAGUGAAGGCCGGUGGUGCCUAUACUUUGAACACUGCUGCUGCUGUCACAGUUAGGAGCACCAUCAGGAGGCUGAGGGAGCAAACUGAGAGUUAAGCUGCUGGUCUACUCUACGUGUUGGGCGGUGUCUUUCAAAUAGCUUUGAGGAUUGUUUCACCUUUUACUUAUGUUUCUUUCAAGAACUAUGGAUGUUGUUGGUGACUUUUGGUAGCAUCUUUAAUCAGAGAUUAUUAUUAUUAUCUUGCUGUCUCAGAAUUUAUUUGGUUGCUAGUGCAAUAGAAUUAUUAAUCAUCGACUCAAUUUC
Messenger RNA from Fragaria vesca subsp. vesca, 580 nucleotides. RefSeq names its product 60S ribosomal protein L37a-like. The record is from RefSeq and is a predicted model, not a curated record. The coding region runs from base 94 to 372 and encodes 92 amino acids. Gene Ontology annotation, biological process: translation. NCBI's taxonomy places the organism in Eukaryota, Viridiplantae, Streptophyta, Magnoliopsida, Rosales, Rosaceae. The transcript is spliced from 5 exons. Gene Ontology annotation, cellular component: ribosome. Gene Ontology annotation, molecular function: structural constituent of ribosome.